GAUAAUUGCAGAGACACCAUUUUGGAUUUAGCAAAAGACAGCCUGUAUCUCGUGCACCAUCUUGAAUUUGUCUGCUAGAUCCCUGGAAAACCUAACAACCAGAAGCCCACUUCAUGUGACCUUCUGCCUAACAGUGAUAACAAAGUCAACUUGUUCCACCACUUACAAGUUGUUAUCACUGUGAGCUUUAUUUUGAAUUAAGUAGUAUUAGAGGUGCAGUCAUUAGAAAAUUUAGAAUAAAAUAUCGGUAAAUAGUUAAAAGAGACCUCCCAAACUAGUAAACCUGCAGAUCUAGAAGAUUUGUAAAAUUUAAUAUACUGACAUCAUUUAGACAUCCGAGUCUCACUAGAAAUACCCACAUUAUUUCCAAAGAGGUCAGAAUUCUUGCCCUCUUUUCCUUCAAUACAUUCCAGAGAGGUCAGAAUCCCCAACAAACAAAGCUGACAGGUUAGAAAUCCUGCGGACAGAUUGAGGAAUCUGAGAUUCAUGAACGGUACCUAUAUUGAAGGAACAAGGUACAGUUACCUUUUUGGAGGAGGCUAGAAGUCAAACAAAGCAAUCAGAACAGGCUUGAUUGGUAUCAGAGGUUACAAGAUUACAGACAGGAGAACAGAUGAGAUAAAGUACAAGGUUGGUUGAUUUUAGAGGUGAAUUGAUCGAUAUUUAAUGACUAAUUUUGUGUCUGAGAAAGAAUAGCAGAUCUCUCUGUUUUAAGCUUUGUUCUUUGUUGGUUAGAUUGGAGGAAUAAAAGAGAGAGGGAUCUGUCUUGGGUCAGAAUGGGUUUGAUUUGAAAAGCUGCUUUCUGAAUUUGUCUUGGAUAAUCCAGCUUGGGGGUUUAUUGGUUAAGAGCUUAAAAGUUCUUAGGAAGUCCAAAAUAAGGGUUUUCUUUAUUUUAAAUUUGGGUGUGCAGAGUUUUGAUGAUGGAUAAACUUGGGGAUGAGAUGAAUAAGGCAGGGGUCUUAUCCACGAGGAAUUCAGCGGAGAAUAUUGAACUCCCAACUGAAAAUUUAGCCAAUUGUGAUGAUAAUUGUGAUCAGUCGUCUGGGACGUUUGGCACUGGGAUUGAGGAUUUUGAGGCUGCAGAGAAAGUGAUCCUCAAAUGGGAUAUUGCUUCUGAGAGUGCAAGUCAAUCCAUGCUCUUUGAAGGGCAAAGAGAGGAGGCUGAAAACUAUCUGAAGAUGGUGGAUGAAGUGCAGAAGCUUAUGGACUCUGCAUCACUGUCAGAGGCCAGUGUGAAUAAAGCACAGAACUUGGUGCAGGUGGCAAUGGCUCGCCUGGAAGAAGAAUUUAGACAGAUAUUGGUUCUUCACAGUGAUCCAUUGGAUCAGGAGCUGGCUUCCGAUCCAUCCUCAAUGGCUUCCUAUAGGUCUAUGGCCUCAUAUAGGUCUAGGACUAGCACUGGCAAUGAAGGGUUUCUAGACAGGGAAUCAAAUAGUUCAGAUGACGAUGAUGAAGGGGCAGAAGAGGAAGAAGUCGCUGUAUCACAUCCUCUGACUGAAGGAAUUUGUGAAAUGGAUUUGAUUCCUCAGGAUGCCAUUCCCGAUCUGCAUAGCAUAGCAGAGAGGAUGGUUUCGGCAGGCUAUUCAAGAGAAUGCAUUCAGGUAUAUGGAAGCAUCAGGAAAUCUAUGGUAGAUGAAAGUCUACAGAGACUAGGUGUUGAGAAGCUCAGUAUUGGAGAUGUGCAGAGAUUGGAUUGGGACAUACUAGAAGGAAAAAUUAAGAAAUGGAUUAAGGCUGCCAAGGUGUGCAUCAGAAUGCUUUUUUCCAGUGAAAAGAGGCUGUGUGAGCAAAUUUUUGAGGGGUUGAGUCCUGUGGGAGAAACUUGCUUUGCUGAGCUUGCAAAGAGUGCAACAAUGCAGUUGUUUAAUUUUAGUGAAGCUAUAGCCAUAAGCAGGAGGUCUCCUGAGAAGCUAUUCAAGAUCCUUGAUCUAUACGAGGCUCUCUCAGAGCUUUUGCCUGACAUUGAGAUUGUUUUCUCAGACGAGAUGUGCUCCAGUGUGAAGACUCAGGCCUCAGAGAUACUAACACGUUUGGGAGAAGCAGGCAGAGGGAUUUUCACAGAGUUUGAGAAUGCAAUUCAGAGAGAGACAUCCAAAACACCUAUUCCUGGAGGUACAAUUCAUCCUUUAACCAGGUAUGUCAUGAAUUAUAUUAAUUUUAUUUCAGAUUACAAAGAGACCUUAAUGAAGCUCAUUGUCAACAAACCCUCUCAGACUUCAAAGUUCCUUCCUGAGGGGCUUAUGGAUUCCAUUGAGGAGUAUGCUAGAGGAUGUGAUUCUGGAAAUCGGUCUUUGUUAUCUCUGCAUUUGAUUUGGAUUACUGUCAUUCUACAACACAACUUAGAGGGCAAGUCCAAACUGUACAAGGAUGUUUCUUUGUCACACCUCUUUAUGAUGAACAAUGUGCACUACAUAGUUCAAAAGGUGAAAAAAUCGGAUCUGCGAGAACUUAUUGGGGAUGACUGGUUGAGAAAGCAUUCAGGUAAGGUGAGACAGUGUGCAACAAAUUAUCAAAGAGCUACUUGGAUAAAAGUGUUGUCUUGCUUAAGAGAUGAGGGCAUUCAUGUGGGUGGAAGCUUUGGUAGUGGAGUAUCCAAAUCAGCUCUCAAAGAGAGGUUCAAGAGCUUUAAUGCUGCAUUUGAGGAGGUGCAUAGGUCUCAGUCUACUUGGAUUAUCCCUGAUCCCCAACUGCGAGAGGAACUUCGCAUAUCAAUAGCAGAGAAGUUGCUACCAGCCUACAGAUCCUUUUUAGGAAGAUUUAGGAACCACUUGGAAAGUGAAAGGCACUCUGAAAUGUAUAUCAAAUACUCACCAGAAGACUUGGAGACUGCACUUGUAGACUUGUUUGAGGGUUCUCAUGUGUCCAUUCAUUUGAGGAGAAGAUCCAAUUAACAUAUUUAAGCAGCAACUUGCAUGUUAGCCGGGGACUCUAUAUCUAUCCUUAUUUAUAAAACCCAUAGAUAGAACAACUUAGAGCUUCCUUUUCCCUUCCUCAAUAGUGACAGAAGGAAUAUUGUACUGAAGUAGAUACCUAUUAUGUUGAAAAGUAAAUUACCUAUCCUUGUUCCAUAGUUGAAGCUCUGUAAAACUUGCCAACAUCCAAAGUUUAGUAGCAUACUUGUCUGAAUGUUAAAUGAUUCCCAGGUUGAGCUCUAGAGUCUGAGCAGUUUUUUAGCUGAAUCCUAAAUAGAUCUCAUUUUGAGAUCUUUACUGUGUCACUCAAAGUGGGUUCAAUAUUAUUGAGUGAAGAAGUUUAUUAGCUGAAUUCUAAUAGGUCUCAUCCUGAGAUCUGAAGAUGGGUUCAACUUUGUUGGUUGAAGUAGUUUCUCAGGAAAAUCCUUGAUAUAUCUGAUCUUGGCAAGGCAAAGUGAGUUCAAUAUGGAUGACUGAGGUAGCUGUAAUUCUUCAAGGGAGAAGAAGUUGGACACAGGCAACUGAUCUCACCACCUCUUGUCAUGUCUAAUAAUCAGCAUCUGAAAAGUGCUGGUCCUGGCAUGCAUGUCCCAUGCACAUUGGUGUUUGGGCAAUAGUUGCUCACAUAAUCUUCAUAAUAUAAUAUGUCCAGAAUUUGCUAUCA
Messenger RNA from Cryptomeria japonica (Japanese cedar), 3576 nucleotides. Its product is annotated as exocyst complex component EXO70B1. Gene Ontology annotation, biological process: exocytosis. Gene Ontology annotation, molecular function: phosphatidylinositol-4,5-bisphosphate binding. Lineage: Eukaryota; Viridiplantae; Streptophyta; Pinopsida; Cupressales; Cupressaceae. The coding region runs from base 918 to 2891 and encodes 657 amino acids. The transcript has 2 exons. The record is from RefSeq and is a predicted model, not a curated record. Gene Ontology annotation, cellular component: exocyst.